CCCGCUUUUCCACGCGAAAACCGCCCCAGAAGUUACCAACCUCCUGGUCGCAUUCCCGGUUCCUUUUCAACGGGCUGAAAGUCUAUCAGUCGCUAACGACCCCGUAGUUCGGUCAAGAACCUUCCAAGCUUCUACAGGAGCUUAUUAAAUACGAUCUCUCCUACCAAUUGUUCCGCCCAAUCUUGCGUAGCUAAUUUUGUCUACAAGGAACGCUUGCACUUUUCAUUUUCCUCAGAUAGACACGGAGGAAAGCCGAAGACAAAAUCAAUCUUUCUCUUUGCCAUGCCUCGUCGAUCGUCUCGGGCCGUUCCCGCGUCAGCGGCAGCACCAGCGCCAAUACCAAAAAGGCGCGCGUCUGACAGACUCCCCACUGCCUCCAAGCCAGGACCAAAAAGACAAAAGCCCAACACAACUACAACUGGAAGGCCUGUUAGGUCGACCGCCAAGAAGAGCAAAUAUUUUCAGGAAGAACAUUCCGAUGAUCAAGAGCCUGACUCGGACAGUACCUCCCCGCCGGAGGACACCGCCUCCAACUACGAUGACUCCGUAUCGGAGGAUGCGGAGUCAGUCGUAUUCCCGACAGACGACGAGAAGACACAGAAGUCAAGAGAACCAUUGAAAACGGGAUCGCAAAAAGGUCGAAAAAGAAAGCAAGAAGACACAGAAAGCAUCGGAAAGAAAUCACACGGCAUUCUAGAAGGCGAUGCAGAAGGCCCAUUGAAAGGAAGGCAGCUGUGGAAAGAAGGUGUCAGAGCCGGUCUCGGGCCAGGAAAAGAGGUCUUCAUUAAGAAACCUAGAGCAAGGGACCCAGGAAAUGUGCUCUACCAGGAGCAUACCUUGCAUCCCAACACCUUUCUUUUUCUUGCGGAUUUGGCAGAGAACAACGAGAGGGCUUGGCUCAAAGCGCAUGAUGCGGACUAUCGUGCUUCAAAGAAAGACUGGGAGGGCUUUGUUGAGACCCUCACUGAGAAGAUCGCAGAAACGGAUAGCACGGUCCCUGAGUUGCCUGUUAAGGAUCUGGUAUUCCGUAUACAUAGAGAUAUUCGCUUCAGCAAAGAUCCUACUCCAUACAAAACACACUUCUCGGCUGCUUGGUCCCGCACAGGCAAAAAAGGCCCUUACGCUGCGUAUUAUGUUCAUUGUCAACCUAAGUCCUGCUUUGUUGGUGCAGGUCUCUGGCAUCCAGAGGCGGACAAACUUGCGCUUAUGCGGGAAGAAAUCGACGAGAAUUCGCAUCGCUUAAAGGCCGUGUUGGGAGAGGAGGGAAUGCGCCGCGAAUUUCUCAAAGGAGCACCUAAUCAAGAGAAGGCUGUCGAAGCUUUUGUCAAUCAAAACCAGGAAAGCGCGCUUAAGACCAAACCCAAGGGCUACGACUUGGACAAUGAAAACAUUCAAUUGCUCCGCUUACGCAGUUUCACCAUCGGGAGGCCUCUAGCCGACGAAGAGCUUAUGAGUCCCAAGGCACAGGACAAAAUCACCGCUCUUAUUGGUAUCAUGGAACCUUUCGUAAGCCAAUCCAUCCCAACGCCCCUUGUUGUGUAGCCGUCGUUUGGCUUUCCCUCUUUGCUUGCCCGCAUCUACGUCCAUUGGAUCCUGGCACCGGUAUCAAAUACGGAUCUUUUUCGCCCCGUUCCCGUCUUCGUCUUCUCCAGCCACUUCAGCGGUGUAGCCUCGGGCACAAUGAUACCCACCAUUCAAUCAAUUAUGCUGGAGAAUGGCAGGGGUCAUUUGUUUUGUGGAAUACUUUUUACUGACAAGUGGUGUCAUCACUUGAUAGGUUACGUACCUCAACAGCGUCGU
Messenger RNA from Aspergillus alliaceus, 1800 nucleotides. RefSeq names its product DUF2461 domain-containing protein. The coding region runs from base 283 to 1542 and encodes 419 amino acids. NCBI's taxonomy places the organism in Eukaryota, Fungi, Ascomycota, Eurotiomycetes, Eurotiales, Aspergillaceae. The record is from RefSeq and is a predicted model, not a curated record. The transcript has 7 exons.